Notechis scutatus (mainland tiger snake) is the source of this 5279-nucleotide messenger RNA. RefSeq names its product caldesmon 1 (gene CALD1). Gene Ontology annotation, biological process: actin filament bundle assembly; muscle contraction; angiogenesis. Gene Ontology annotation, molecular function: actin binding; calmodulin binding; myosin binding. Lineage: Eukaryota; Metazoa; Chordata; Lepidosauria; Squamata; Elapidae. Gene Ontology annotation, cellular component: actin cytoskeleton. The record is from RefSeq and is a predicted model, not a curated record.
CCGGCUCAACACAGGAAACGCUCUUGGAGCAGGCCUUAAACGCUAGAUUCCAGGCAGAGUUUAACUAACCACUGACAGCUCUGUAAACAAAGCUGGGACAAAAAGAGAACAGCUUUCCCUUUUCUGGUAGUCAUUUUUAGUUGGUGGGCCUGCAGGAGAAUUCUCCUAUAUUUGUCUCGAUAGGAUAUAAAUCAAAGCCUGAAAGGGUUUUGCGCAUGAAGGAGUUAUAAGGGAGCAAAUAUUUUAUGGAGUAAACCUAACAAGAAGAAGUCUGAUUUGGGGGAUUUAUCUGAACUUGAAUAUAUAUCAUGGACGACUUUGAACGUCGCAGAGAACUUAGGAGGCAAAAACGGGAGGAAAUGCGCCUGGAAACAGAGAGAUUAUCCUAUCAAAGAAAUGAUGAUGAUGAGGAAGAAGCUGCCCGAGAGCGACGCAGGCGGGCCCGUCAAGAAAGACUGCGGCAAAAAGAAGAUGAUGGCUUAGGGCAAGGAAUCGAGAAACCUGAAAUGAAUGCCCAAAAUAACAUUGCAGAAGGAGAGUCCAAAAGUACUACAGUGACCACUGUUACGACUACUCAAGGCGAUGGAGAUGAUGAUGCUGUGUUCUUGGAGAGGAUGGCGCGGAGAGAGGAAAGACGUCAAAAGCGUCUUCAAGAAGCAUUGGAGCGCCAAAAGGAACUUGACCCGACCGUUACUGAUGAGACCGUGUCCUUCACAAGCAGAAAAGUGGUGAAUAACGUGGAGGAAAAUGAGACCCCGGGAAGAGAAGAAAAGGUAGAAACCCACAGAAGACACUAUGAGGUGGAGGAAACAGAAACCAUCACUAAAUCAUACCAGAGGAACAACUUGGAGCAGGAUGAGGAAGAUGAAAAGAAAGAUGAGGAAGACAAAGAAGAUGUGGAAGACCAGAAACCAAAGCCACAAGCCCUAGAGGAGAAUCAGGUAGAACUAACUGUAGAGAAGGAGAAUGUAGACAAUGAGGAGGAAUCUGCAGUCUUGGAGGGAAAGCAUCUUGAGGUAAAUGCAGAGGAGGACAAAUUAGACAAUAAUACCCACGUCCUUGCCAGUUCAAAGGAGGGCCUCAGCAUAACAGUAGUCAUAGAUGAAAAUAAGGAGGAAAACAAUGAGGCAGAAAUGAACCAGAAACAAAUUGAGGAGAGGGAAAGGCUUGAGAGGGAGGAAAGGGAGAGAGCCGAAGCUGAGGAACAGAGGAAAGCGGAGGAAGAAAAAGAGAGAUUGGAAGCUGAGAAAAGAGAAGCUGAGGAGAAAGCGAAGAGGGAAGCUGAGGAGAAAGCAAAAAGGGAAGCUGAGGAGAAAGCAAGGCUUGAGGCAGAAGAACGGGAGAGGGUGAAGGCAGAAGAACAGCAGAAGGCUGAGGAGGAGAGAAAGAGGAUGGAGAAGGAAGAGGCAGAGAAGAAAAAAGCUGCCCAGGAGAAAGAGAGACGGGAGGCUGAGGAGAGGGAGAGGAGGAAGGCAGCCGAAGAGAAAAAAGCAGCCGAGGAACGAGAGAGGGCUAAGAAGGAAAAGAGGGAGGCGGAGGAGAAGGCCAAAGCUGAGGCUAAGAGGGCAGCUGAGGAAAAGGCUAAGCUAGAAGAGGAGAGGUUAAAGGCCAAGCAAAAGGCCGAGGAGAAAAGGGUAGACCAACUGAAAGGCAAGAAGGGGGACGAGAAGAAAAUAGAAGAGAAGCAGGUAAAAGAGAAGAAACUCCAAGAGGAGAAAAUCACAGCAGCUUCCCUCAGGAAACAGGGGGAAGAAAAUAAAGUGGAAGCUAAAAAGGAAAACCUACAGGACAAGAAGCUUCAGCCAGCCUUCAGGAAAGAGGAGAUGAAAGAUAACAAACUGAACAGAGACAAAAUGCCCAAAGAAGAGGCUAAGUCCAUCUGGGAUCGCAAGAAGGGAAUUCCAGAUUCCAAACCACAAAAUGGGGAAUGCAUCCAAGAACUCCCUGCUCACAAGCUGAAGCACACAGAGCAUGCUUUUGGACGACCGGGGUUCAAAACGACACCGGGAACUGAAGACGGCAAACCCCAGGUGGAAGCUGGCAAGAGGGUGGAGGAGUUGCGCCGUCGGCGGGGCGAAAAUGAGAGUGAAGAAUUUGAGAAGCUGAAGCAGAAGCAACAAGUGGCGGCGGUGGAACUGGAGGAGCUGAAGAAGAAGCGUGAGGAACGGAAGAAGAUUCUGGAAGAUGAAGAACAGAGAAGGAAGAAAGAAGAGGCGGAGAGGAAAGUUCGGGAAGAGGAGGAGAAGAGGCGGCUGAAGGAAGAAAUUGAGAGAAGAAGGGCAGAAGCUGCUGAGAAACGCCAGAAGAUGCCAGAAGAAGCCCAGGGUGAUGACAAGAAGCCCUUCAAGUGUUUCACUCCAAAAGGUUCUGCUCUCAAGAUAGAAGAACGUGCAGAGUUCUUGAACAAAUCUGUCCAGAAGAGUGGCAUGAAACCUACUCACACAACUCCGGUUGUCUCCAAGAUAGACAGUAGGCUGGAACAAUAUACCAGCGCAAUUGAGGGCAACAAAGCUGCAAAGGCCACCAAGCCAGCUGCUUCUGACCUCCCAGUUCCUGCUGAGGGAGUUCGUAACAUCAAGAGCAUGUGGGAGAAAGGCAAUGUGUUUGCAUCCCCCUCUGGAAUGGGGACACCCAAUAAGGAAACAGCUGGGCUGAAGGUCGGAGUCUCCAGUCGCAUCAAUGAAUGGCUAACUAAGACCCCAGAAAGCAACAAAUUGGCUGCUUCAAAACCAUCGGACUUACGACCUGGAGAUGUAUCUGGCAAACGCAACCUUUGGGAAAAGCAGUCGGUUGAGAAGACCAGCUCUUCAUCAAAGGUCACAGCAGCUGGAAGGAAGUUGGAGACCAAUGCAGGUUUGAGACAAUUUGAAAAGGAGCCUUAAGGAAGCCACCAAUUAUGCUGGACCAACUCGGUUUUCAAAAACAGAAGUGCUAAAUUUGUCCUUUUCUUUUUAUAUAUAUUUAUGUUUGUUUUUGUUGGUUUACUUGGGAGGGCGGGCGGGGUUGGCUACAUUAUCCCAGUUUUUAAGGAAACCAUGUAUAUUAGCACUGUAUUUAAUAUUCAGUCUUAAAAACAUUUGUCUUAAUAGUAGUGCCUUGUAACAAGAGCCUUAUUCUUCCAAAAAAAAAAAAAAUGCUGUGAAAGAGAGAGACACGUCUACUGAUGAAGUCUAACAAACUGUGUGUCCAGACAAGGAGGAGAGGGGCAUCUGCUGUGCAAACCUUCCACUUGUGGGUCCUAUCCCAAAUAGGUGAGGCAAACAUAGGGCCAGGAUAGGAGGAACACAGGCUGAUUCAUUCACAAGCAAAGCACCUGAAGAGUCCUCAAAAGUCAAGACGGAGUCAACCUCUUUGCUCCUAUUGACUUAUUGUUGAGUGUACAAAGGCGUGGUAUAAUUCCCUAAGCCUAUCGUGGUCUACAGAAUACUAUAUGAUAGCUUCACCAUCUUUGGUGAUCCAUCCAUCACCUUUGAUGGAACGGUGGCCUUUUCCUCCUUUGUUCUCCAACAUCAUGUCACAGAUUAAGAGGAUGCCACAUAUGUUGGAGGAGUACCUAAUCCAUCACUUAUAUUUUGCUUGGGACAUUCCUGUAAGUGGAAAGCAUCUUCUCCAUCCAUAAGGCCAUGUGCAGAGCAAAGGAGUCUUACUUUCCACAAAGGGAACAUAGGAGAUAUGCAAGGAAUGGCACUCGAUGGACCCCACACAAAUACCCUUCCUAUAGCUAAGUGGGAUGAGCCCCAGUUUUUUUUCCCUUUCAGCACUUUAGAGUAAGACAUGGAAGAAACAUGCUGAGUUGGCCAUUUCCUUCCUUAACUAGUCCAUAAUGAAUUAGGAUCAUCAAUACAAUUUUCAUAGUUUUUAAAGUAGCAUUCCCCACUCCCUUUAAUAAGUUAUAGUGAAUACCCUGAAUUUGGACAAUAGCAAUCAGCAGUGGUACUGAUAAUGUUUCUCUCUCUUUUUUUGUUUGUAUUUUAUAAAAACUAGUUAACAGUUUUAGAACAUAUACAUUUCGCUUUUCUAAAUGUUAUGUAUAAGGCACUACUAAUAAUAGAAGGCUUUUAAUACUUAUUUACUUCAUUUAGCUAUAAACUUACAUAACUAGCCAAUAUCACAACCUUUUUGAAAAAAAAAAAGAAUACACACCUUUUAUAUUAAUAUUCCAUAAUUGCCAUUAGGGACAUGGCAAGAGAAGUAUUAGAUUUUUUUAAAAAAAUAAGUUGAGCGAUUAAAAUUAUAGUUUUAAAGAGGGAAGAAAAAAAAGUUUUAGGUCAUAGGUCACAUGUAUAAAACAAUAUAGCUAAUUUAUAUAGAACUACCGUAAUUACCACACAAGAAAUACAUGCACGCACGCUGUUGGUAAUCCUUCUUUCCACCUUAUUGCACACUGAUUUUGCUUUUUAUCAGGUCUGUAUACAUUUCUCAUGUUCUCACUUUCGAAAACAAAAAGGACACCGUCUUUCCUAUUGUCAUACAAUUCUGUCCCUAAGUAUAGUAGACCUUGACCCUAGGUGCACUAAUCAAGGAGAAUCAAGGAUCACUUCCUGUAGGCCAGGUGGUAUCUUCCAGAUGCAUUGAGAAUCUGAGGAGUUGUAAUCUCAACACAUCUGGAAUAUUUCAAAUUGGGAAGGGCUACUUGAUGUUCUUCAACUUUCUCCCUCAAGGAGUCCAAAUGUAGAUAUCCUUUGUCCUGGAGAACAAGCGCUUGCUGAAUUCCAAGCAGUGAGGAAGAAGGCUUCAUUUGAACCCAGAAGCCUCUCCAGAGAGGAUUGUGUCUCAGUCAUUCCACCCCAAAUCUUUAUUUUAACAUCCAUGUUAUUUGACCUGUAUAUAGUAAACUACUAAGUUUGAAUUUACAAAUCACAUGAUGAUUGGAUUUUUUUUUUUUUUACACCAUACGUAGGGGUGAAGUGAAGUGAGCUUUAUUUAAAAUUUAUAGCCCACUCCAAUUGCGAACCAUAGCUUGAGAAUGGUUAAUUUCUGUAUACAGGUUUACAUUUUUAUUGCAUCUGUUUGUCCUUUUUAGUUUUUUUUUAAGGGGUUAAGAUGGAGUAGCAGAAUCCAAGCUCCAUUGCUUUUGUGAAUCAUCAAGUUUACAUAAUGAAUUUCACUAGACCUCACAGAUGGCAUCAGAACCAUAGAAGACAAAACCUUGGAUCUGUUUGUGGUUUGGCUGUUAGUUUGUUUUUUUAAAAUACACUUUGGAAUCCUUACAUCCGAAUAACUACCAUAAACCAAUAAUGCUGAUUUUGUAAUUCACAAUAAAUGGAGUUUGUCUGCCA